AUGGCCGCGGGUACCGGCGGCAGGAAUGUGCCGCUGUGCAGCGCCGAUCACGGCGGCAUGAGGCGGGAUGGCGGCGGGGACCCGUACUGGUCCAGGCCUGAGUCCCGUGUGUGGACGGUGCUGCUGCUGCUGGGGACGUGCCUGCUGUACUGUGCCCGCGUCACCGUGCCCAUCUGCGCCGUCGCCCUCAGCACCCACUUUGACUGGGACAAGAAGCAGUCUGGCAUAGUGCUCAGCAGCUUCUUCUGGGGCUACUGCCUGACACAGAUCAUCGGGGGACACAUCAGUGACCAAGUAGGAGGUGAGAAAAUCCUCCUCCUCUCAGCAUCAGCCUGGGGGCUCCUCACAGUCCUUACCCCGCUGCUCACCCAUGUCACUUCUGCCCAUCUUGUUUUCAUGACCUCCUCCAGGUUCCUCAUGGGGCUGCUGCAAGGGGUGUACUUCCCGUCCCUGUCCAGCCUGCUGUCCCAGAAGGUCCGGGAGAGCGAGCGAGCCUUCACCUACAGCACGGUGGGGACUGGCUCACAGUUUGGGACACUGGUGAUUGGUGGUGCAGGAUCUCUUCUCCUGGACUGGUAUGGCUGGGAGAGCGUUUUCUACUUCUCUGGUUUGCUCACUUUGCUUUGGGUUUACUGCACCUGCAAGUACCUGCUGAGUGAGAAAGAGCUCAUCAUCCCCAUAGACUAUUUAAUGAGAGGCCUCUCAUUCUCCAAGCAGACCAAAGUUCCCUGGAAGCAGUUGUUUAAGAAGGCUCCAAUAUGGGCUGUCAUCAUUGCUCAGCUUUCCACAGCCAGCACAUUCUUCACUCUCCUCUCCUGGCUGCCAACUUUCUUUAAGGAAACUUUCCCUGAGUCCAAGGGUUGGGUGUUUAAUGUAGUCCCCUGGCUGGUGGCAAUCCCAACAAGCUUGUUUGGUGGAUUUCUGUCAGACCACUUGAUCAACCAGGGGUACAAGACCAUCACCAUUCGUAAGUUCAUGCAGGUCAUUGGCUCUGGUGUCUCCAGUGUUUUUGCUUUGUGCCUGGGCCAGACCUCCAGCUUUUGCAAAGCAAUUGUGUUCGCCUCGGCCUCUGUGGGGCUUCAGACCUUCAACCACAGUGGCAUUUCAGUAAAUGUUCAAGAUCUGGCCCCCUCUUGUGCUGGUUUGCUGUUCGGUGUUGGAAAUACUGGUGGAGCCCUCCUAGGUGUUGUUUGUGUGUACUUGGCUGGCUACCUGAUUGAGACAACUGGUUCCUGGAUUUCUGUUUUCAACCUGGUGGCUGCUGUUAACAGCAUUGGCCUCUGUGCAUUCCUCAUGUUUGGAGAGGCCCAGAGGGUGGACACAGAUUCUGCAUAUGUGGACCUCUAG
Messenger RNA from Indicator indicator, 1347 nucleotides. RefSeq names its product solute carrier family 17 member 9 (gene SLC17A9). Gene Ontology annotation, biological process: transmembrane transport. The record is from RefSeq and is a predicted model, not a curated record. Gene Ontology annotation, cellular component: membrane. Bases 1 to 1347 code for a protein of 448 amino acids. The transcript has 13 exons. Gene Ontology annotation, molecular function: transmembrane transporter activity. Lineage: Eukaryota; Metazoa; Chordata; Aves; Piciformes; Indicatoridae.